Messenger RNA from Suncus etruscus (white-toothed pygmy shrew), 1604 nucleotides. RefSeq names its product pseudouridine synthase 3 (gene PUS3). Gene Ontology annotation, molecular function: RNA binding; pseudouridine synthase activity. Gene Ontology annotation, biological process: tRNA pseudouridine synthesis; mRNA pseudouridine synthesis. The record is from RefSeq and is a predicted model, not a curated record. The transcript is spliced from 4 exons. The coding region runs from base 43 to 1482 and encodes 479 amino acids. Gene Ontology annotation, cellular component: nucleus; cytoplasm. NCBI's taxonomy places the organism in Eukaryota, Metazoa, Chordata, Mammalia, Eulipotyphla, Soricidae.
AGCCGAUCUAGAAGACUACUUUACACCUGUGGUUGUGUUACUAUGGCUGAAAAUGACAUAGACAGAACCCAUACUGAGAAACUCCAAAAAAGAAUUCAAGAACUGGAACAGGAGGUAGAAAGACUUAAAAGAGAACAAGCCAGUAACAAAGACUCAAAGGUUAGAGAAAGUUUUUCAAGAACUGGAAAAGCCAAGCGUGCAUUUGAUUUCAGUGCUUAUGGUCGGAGGCAUAUAGCCCUAAAAAUCGCCUAUCUGGGCUGGGGGUACCAUGGCUUUGCCAGUCAGGAAAAUACAAGCAAUACCAUUGAAGAGAAGCUAUUUGAGGCUCUAACCAAGACCCGACUUGUUGAAAGCAGACAGACCUCCAACUAUCACCGGUGUGGACGAACAGACAAAGGCGUUAGUGCCUUUGGGCAGGUAAUUUCUCUUGACCUUCGUUCUCACUUUCCACAGAGCAGGGAUACAGAGAAUUCUAAUCUGAAAGAUGAAGUCAGUGAUGCUGCUAAAGAGAUCCGCUAUACCCACAUUCUCAACCGGGUGCUCCCUCCAGACAUCUGGGUACUAGCCUGGGCCCCUGUAGACCCAAGUUUCAGUGCUAGAUUCAGCUGUCUUGAGCGGACUUACCGCUAUUUUUUCCCACGUGCUGAUUUAGACAUUGGAACCAUGAAUUGUGCUGCUCAGAAGUAUGUUGGCACACACGAUUUUAGAAACUUGUGUAAGAUGGAUGUAGCCAAUGGAGUGAUAAAUUUUCAGAGGACUAUUCUGUCUGCUCAAGUUCAGCUCCUAGGCCACAGCCUGGGUGAUGAGAUACAGCAAGAACCUUUCCAGAUAUGUCAGUUUGAAGUGAUUGGCCAGGCAUUCCUUUAUCAUCAAGUCCGCUGUAUGAUGGCUAUUCUCUUUCUGAUUGGCCAAGGAUUGGAGAAGCCAGACAUUAUUGAUGAGCUGCUGAAUAUAAGAAAAAAUCCCCAGAAACCUCAAUACAGUAUGGCUGUAGAAUUCCCUCUAGUCUUAUAUGACUGUAAGUUUGAAAACAUCAAGUGGAUCUAUGACCAGGAGGUUCAGGAGUUCAAUGUUACCCACCUACAACAACUAUGGGCCAGUCACGCUGUUAAAACUCACAUGUUGUACAGUAUGCUACAAGGACUGGAGUCGGUUGCAGUAUCCUGUGGGACAGGACCAAAGAUGGACGGAGAAGUAGAAUGGAGAAGUAUUACACCCCCUGUCAUAAAACAGACCAGUGCAUUUGUAGAAGGAGUGAAAAUGCGCACAUACAAACCCCUAAUGGAGCGUCCUAAAUGCCAAGGAUUAGAAUCCCGGAUCCAGCAUUUUGUACAAAGGGGGCGUAUAGAGCACCCACAUUUAUUUUAUGAAGAGGCAAAAGCCAAGAGGGACUGCGAAGAGACUCUAGGGGAAGAAAAUACAAUUUUGGAGAAACCAACAAAAAGAGCCUGUGUUGAAACAGAAGUUAAAAGCAUCAGUUAAUCACAGAGAAUUCACUAGCAGGCAACUGCUAGUGGUAGAGAGCUACAGACAUUUUUUUCUAUUUCGGUAAUUUAGAUAAAUUCUGUAUCUAAAUAAAGACAUUUAGAGAAUUUCUUAAACAA